AUGGUUGCUGACAGAGCAAAUGAAAUUGAUUCAAAGAUUCAUGAGUUAUGGCUUUGCUACUGCCUUUUUCCACUUCCUCACACUCCAGGAAGUGAAGUGAAAAAUCCAGAAAUGUGGCGUGAAAAUUGUGAAAAUGCCAUCAUAUUUCAAGAGUGUUUUCCUCCAUCAACAAUCAUCAUUUUAACAACAACAUCACGAAAUGAACGAGAGAAAGGUAUUCAGAAGACUUAUCUGACAUUGAAGUCAUUUGUGCUGAAAAUGUCCAAGCGCCCAUAUCCAUUUAAUAAAAAAGUCUCUUCAGAGUUGAGACAGUUUUACCGAGAAGAUAUGUAUGGACAGGAAUUGAAAGGAGAAUCACUUAAUCUCGUUCACAUGAAGAUGAAGUUUUCUUAUUUUCUUGAAGAAUUUUCCAAAAUAAGAAGAAACAUAAGAGUUGAAGUUAUCUUUUGA
This is a messenger RNA of Clunio marinus, 450 nucleotides long. Lineage: Eukaryota; Metazoa; Arthropoda; Insecta; Diptera; Chironomidae. The record is from the annotation of a GenBank genome assembly.